AUGGGCAGCGUGGGGGAGCUCCGGUGCCGUCCAAGGCGAGGGGCCCGAUCCCCGGCGGUGGGAACCAGCCCCGGACUCGGGCCCACACCCCCGCAGGUGCUGCUGGCCCUGUCUGCGCACGUGGGCGCGCUGGAGGCCGAGAAGCAGCGGCUGCGCGCCCAGGCCCGGCGGCUGGCCCAGGAGAACCGGCCGGACUCCCCCCCUCGCCGAGACAGCCUGGCUUCGCUGUUCCCCAGCGAGGAGGAAGAGAGGAAAGGUUCUGAGGCGGCAGGGGCGGCGGCGGCUCAGCAGGGCGGCUACGAGAUCCCGUCGCGUCUCCGGACCCUGCACAACCUCGUGGUCCAGUACGCAGGGCAGGGCCGCUACGAGGUCGCCGUGCCUCUGUGCCGCCAGGCCCUAGAGGACCUGGAGCGCAGCUCGGGCCACUGCCACCCUGACGUGGCCACCAUGCUCAACAUCCUGGCACUGGUGUACCGGGACCAGAACAAGUACAAAGAGGCCACAGACCUUCUGCACGAUGCCCUGCAGAUCCGGGAGCAGACACUGGGCCCCGUGCACCCUGCGGUGGCCGCCACCCUCAACAACCUGGCGGUCCUCUAUGGGAAGCGCGGGCGCUACCGGGAGGCGGAGCCCCUGUGCCAGCGUGCCCUGGAGAUACGAGAGAAGGUCCUGGGCACCGACCACCCGGACGUGGCCAAGCAGCUCAACAACCUGGCCCUGCUCUGCCAGAACCAGGGCAAGUUUGAGGACAUGGAGCAGCACUAUGCCCGCGCCCUGCGCAUCUACGAGGCCCUGGGCGGGCCCCACGACCCCAACGUGGCCAAGACCAAGAACAACCUGGUGAGAAUGAAGAGAGCCAUGUCACUCAACGUGCUGAAUGUGGAGGGCCCGAGGGCCGCCGGGACUCAGUUCCCCAGCCGGCAUCUGGGCAAGGCCCCUCGGAUCCUCAGCGCCAGCACCCAGGACCUGAGCCCCCGCUAGAGCCGACUGGACCAUACUGGACGCAGCAUCUGGGGGGGACAGGGGCAUUCAUCUCCUGACUCCCCGCCUCAGGGUGCCCAUGGAGCAGGCUUCCCGCCAUCCCCGGCUGCUGCGAUUAAAGGC
This is a messenger RNA of Carlito syrichta (Philippine tarsier), 1104 nucleotides long. RefSeq names its product kinesin light chain 3 (gene KLC3). Gene Ontology annotation, biological process: axo-dendritic transport. The transcript is spliced from 8 exons. The record is from RefSeq and is a predicted model, not a curated record. Lineage: Eukaryota; Metazoa; Chordata; Mammalia; Primates; Tarsiidae. The coding region runs from base 1 to 981 and encodes 326 amino acids. Gene Ontology annotation, molecular function: kinesin binding. Gene Ontology annotation, cellular component: cytoplasm; kinesin complex; membrane-bounded organelle.